Molecule: messenger RNA, 1737 nt
Organism: Durio zibethinus
Lineage: Eukaryota; Viridiplantae; Streptophyta; Magnoliopsida; Malvales; Malvaceae
Source: RefSeq, a predicted model, not a curated record
AUGGAGAAGCUAGCUAGACAGCCCGUGUGUGACCAUGUAAAGGCGAAAUCAUUGAAGCAGGAUCUUAAGAGGGAAAAGGAAUUCUGGAGAUGUCAGUCUCGGGUUCAGCGGCUUCAAGCUGGUGAUAAAAAGACAAACUUAGGUGUUUUUACCAACUUAGAGGAACUGGAUAUGAGCUAUAAUGAUUUGACCGAAUUUGUAGCCUGUAAAGAUGGGGUUUUCACCAAUGGAAGCAUUCCAUUACUAUUAAAAUUAGUAGAGGCAUUCCCAUCAGUUAAGACCUUCUAUCUACUAGAGAAUUACUUAAACAAGACUAUGGUUGCUCAGGAUCAAGAAUUGCAUGUGCGGAGCAAUGUGAAGGAAAUAUUUCUAGGCGGUUCCUAUCUCGACAAUAACAUUUUGCAAAGCAUUGGAGUAUUCACUUCUCUUAAAACUUUGUCUUUAAGUAACUGUGGAUUUAGUGGUUCCUUACCUAAUCAAGGUUGGUGUGAUCUAAGGAACCUUAAAAGUUUGGAUAUCAGUAGGAAUGCACUUGAGGGGAUACUUCCUUAUUGUUUGGGUAACUUGACGUCUCUUCUUCAGUUGGAUAUCUCCUACAAUCAAUUUACAGGAAAUUUGACUCCUUUAGCAAAUCUUUCAUCACUUGGAUUCGUCUUCCUUUCAAGAAAUCAUUUUCAAAUUUCAAUGCCAUUCCUUGCAAACCUUCCAAAUCUCAAAUUUCUCUUGGGUGAUGAAAACAAGAUGGUAGUAGAACCUGAUUCCUUUCAUACUUCAAUUCCAAAGUUCCAACUAAAUUUCAUCAGUUUGUCAAAGUGCACAACAGAUAAAGGACUUAGCCUACAACCUCUUAAGUUCCUUUAUUACCAAUAUGACUUGAGAUAUGUUGAUCUUUCCUAUAACUAUUUCAGUGGAACAGUCCCGUUAUGGUUGCUAGAAAAUAACACAAAAUUAGAAAAUCUCUUCUUAUUGGGCAAUUCUUUCACCGGUCCUCUCUUGUUACCGCAACUUCCUAAUCCUAAUGUGUCUGUAAUUGACAUAUCUAAUAACAAAUUACAAGGUCAAAUUCUGACAAAUAUAUGUUCAUCUUUUCCAAAUUUGGAAAGGUUAUUCUUAUCUAAGAAUGCCUUUGAAGGUAAUAUCCCUCCUUGUUUAAGUGGCAUGAACACUUUAUCAAUUUUAGACCUAUCGGACAAUCAUUUGUCUGGAAGAGUACCAGAAAAGUUGAUCAUGAGAAGCUCAUUAGAUAUUCUUAGGCUAUCAAAUAACAACCUAAAUGGAAAGAUUGUUCCUAUGAUGUUCAUCAACACAAGCAAGUUGUCAAAAUUGUAUUUGGAUGGCAAUAAUUUUGCUGGAGAGAUUCCUGAUAUUGAUGUCUUUGCUACUGAUUUUUCAUAUUCAUCACUAGAGGAUAUUGAUCUCAGUAAUAACAGUUUUAAUGGAAAGCUCCCAAGAUGGAAAGGGAAUGUACCGUCUUUGGAGAGAUUGGCUUUGUCCAACAAUCAUUUCGAAGGUUCUAUUCCAAUGGAAUUGUGCAACUUGUAUGAGCUUGAAUUUUUGGAGCUUUCUCAAAAUAAUUUAUCUGGCUCUAUUCCUUCUUGUUUCAAUUCACCAUAUUUGAGACAUGUCCACCUGAAGAGAAACAUACUAAAUGGUCCAUUGACACUUGCUUUUAAUAGCUCUUCAUUAGUGACAUUAGAUCUUAGAGGGAAUAAUUUGACCGGUGAUAUUCCAAAAUAG